Lycium barbarum (goji berry) is the source of this 1191-nucleotide messenger RNA. RefSeq lists its product as uncharacterized. The transcript is spliced from 2 exons. Lineage: Eukaryota; Viridiplantae; Streptophyta; Magnoliopsida; Solanales; Solanaceae. Bases 133 to 600 code for a protein of 155 amino acids. The record is from RefSeq and is a predicted model, not a curated record.
CUUCAUUCCCAAUUUCCAAAACAAGAGUCUUCAUACAGUGACCUUUUUUCUUUCAUUUACCCCACCUUACUUAAAAUCCCACAAACCCCACUUUCAAAAAAACAAGAAAUUAACAGUUCCUCUAAAAGAAACAUGUAUGAAUUUGGGGAAGAAGUGAUAAUUGAAAGUUACAAAGUACCAUGGUUAAUUUGGAUACAGUUACUUGUUAUGAUUCUUCUUGUACUGCUUCUUUUCUUUGGGUUUAGUAUUUUGGAGCUUCCAAAUAAUUCAAGUUCUAUUGCUUCUUCUUCUGAAAGUCCUACUGGCGUUUCACAUGGAAAUACACCUUCUAAUUCAACUUCAACCCUUCAGCAUUGGAACCAAAACCAACAUAUCAAAGGAGAAACUGAAGCUAGCACAAGCCGUGAAAUUGCAAGGGCAGAUGAAUUUCAGGAAAAAGAAGGAUCUGCAGAAAAGGACACAAACAUCUUCAAGCUUCUUGUACGUCCACAGCACCCUUGCAAUUACUUUGGACUAGCCAAACAAGCGUUUCUGAAGUGCUUGGGCUUUGAUUCUGAUCGUGAUAAUUGUAACACCAGAAGACAUGCUAAAGAAGACUAAUAAUGUAUGAUUUCACUCCCCGCCCACACCCAAAAAAAAAAAAAAAAAAAUCCCACUAAAGAUGAAAAAGUAUGAAUUUCAGCGGCCGGUGGAAUAGUUUAGGGUGCGCUCAAGCUUUCCCAGCAUUGACACUUCCCGUAGUCCUAUACCUUUUUUGUUGUUUAGAUCUUGAGAUUCUAGCUUUUGUUUUAAUGAUAUCUGUGUGGUUUUGCAGGGAACAUGUUAUAGUUUAGUUUCUUGAGACAGAAGUGUCAAGUCAAUGUACAAAGAUUCAGGUCUUUGAAAGAGUUGCUGCUAGGCAUUUAAAAGUGUAUAUUGUCCCUUAAGAGAUUUUGUAAGUGACAUGACCCUUUGAAGCCUCUUUUUCAAAGUGCACUUAAGUUCAGGUGUAGUUUUAACCCCACAAAUGUUUCUUAACAUGUAGUGUAGCUCUUUCAUGUACGCAAAGAUUAAACUCUCCAUUGAUUUGUCUUCGACCAUGUAUAUUGAGCUGAGCUGAUGAUUAUUUCUUGCCUUGACAUUGUAAGAGCUUGCUAUUGCUACUUUCAUAGUCACAUGUUUCAUGUGUAACAGUGUGUUGACUAGAUAUGA